UUUGAGGCCGCAACAACAACUCGGCGUCAGCCUGUGUUCAGUCCGAGGAAAAGAAGACGUAGUCGCUCGUGAAGGUCAUACGUUGUUUCUUGCAUCUCUGCAGGAAGGAACUUCGCUGCUACCUCACUACUGUAUAUCUCGCAUGCACCGGUCAACAGAUGGCCAGCGAGAACAACGCUGAUCCCGUGCACUCUGAAAGCAUCGCCGGCCCGGAGAGCGCACUCCACGUGUGCCGCAUUUGCUUCCAGUAUGCGAACGAAGAACGCGGACCACUCGUGGCUCCAUGCUCUUGCAAGGGCUCCAUUGGUCUCACGCACAAGUCUUGCCUGGAACAGUGGCUGCGGCAGCGCAAAACGGACCAGUGCAACGUCUGCCUCGCCAAGUUCAACAUCCGCAGGACGCCUGCCCCACUGUACAAAUUUUUCGGAGUUUCUGACAACCGCACGGACGUGAUGCGCAUGGCCGUCAACGUGUUGUCCUGCGUGGGUGACGUGCUGGUGCUGGGCUUAGCCUGGACCUACGCGGCUAAAAUUCUGGGCAGCCAGGGCUGGUUUGCCUAUACCGUUAUCGUCCUGGUGCUCCUCUUCCAGUCGCUCUUUUGGUUGACUGUUGAAGGAAUACGGGCAUGGACGUGCUACGAACCCGUGCGGCGAUGGCGCAAGAUUAACGCGUCAGUGGAACUCCUUCUGGACGAGCGCGCCACCACUGUCGUCGAAGUUCCAGAAACCCGCAGUAAGCCAGAGGUUCCAGCAGGGAUCGAGAGAGCGCCCACCAGUGCGACUCCAUUCCGUUCGGCAACUGCGUCACCCUUGCGCCUCGCGCGCAGCCUUCCAUCCAUCCUCACCAGUGCUGUGAGAAAGGAUACUCAGGAGCCGACCUCUCUACUAACACCUGCCACCUUUGCAAUGCACAACGAGGUCGGAGAGAACCCUGAUGGAUACAAAACGCACCGUAGAUCCAUAUAACUGUGACACAAAUGCUCAAGUUAAUGUCCACCUUGGACGCGGUUUGCGAACGUCACUUCACUUUUACCUGGCGAACCAGUCGCGCUUAUGAGCAAGAUGUAUUUUGCCACUUUCUUUGUCUAGUUUGGCUUCAAGGCUUUCAGUAUUUGAUGGUUUUCAGUAGGAGCCGACUGCCGGUGUCACAUACCGCGGGUCACUAAUUGCGCAUUUUUUUGUGUAAUGUAAAUGCAGGUUCUAAAACUAUGUAGCGAAUAAA
Dermacentor albipictus is the source of this 1221-nucleotide messenger RNA. RefSeq names its product E3 ubiquitin-protein ligase MARCHF2-like. Gene Ontology annotation, molecular function: ubiquitin-protein transferase activity; zinc ion binding. Lineage: Eukaryota; Metazoa; Arthropoda; Arachnida; Ixodida; Ixodidae. Gene Ontology annotation, biological process: protein ubiquitination. The record is from RefSeq and is a predicted model, not a curated record.